CUGUCAAAAUUUAAUAAAAUUUUAUUUUCGUGGAUAAAAUCUUUGGGAAAUAGAAAACUGGAGUUAAUUUAUAGAAAAAUAAAUGCUGUUCCUUUAGUUAAAAUGACACAGAGAUUGUGUGUAAAGUAAAAUUCAAACUAACGGUGUGUCAAAGAAAUUUUAGGAUUUCCUCAACUUCAUAUAGCUAAGUUUUCAAGAUGGUUUUAGCAGAUUUGGGUCGUAAAAUUACCACAGCCUUACAAUCCCUCAGUAGGGCUACUAUUAUUAAUGAAGAUGUUUUGAAUUCAAUGCUCAAGCAAAUUUGUGCUGCUCUAUUAGAAGCUGAUGUUAAUAUUCGCUUAGUUAAAAACCUUAGGGAAAAUGUACGUGCUGUUAUUGAUUUUGAUGAAAUGGCUGGUGGUCUCAACAAGCGGAGAAUGAUACAAUCUGCAGUUUUCAAAGAAUUGGUGAAAUUAGUUGACCCUGGUGUGAAGCCUUACCAACCAGUAAAAGGAAAACCCAAUGUCAUAAUGUUUGUGGGCCUACAAGGAUCAGGAAAAACUACAACAUGCACCAAGCUAGCUUACCACUAUCUCAGAAAAAACUGGAAGUCAUGCUUAGUUUGUGCUGAUACUUUCAGAGCCGGUGCUUAUGACCAAGUCAAACAGAAUUGUACAAAAGCUAGAAUACCAUUUUAUGGAAGUUACACAGAAGUAGAUCCUGUUGUAAUUGCAACCACUGGUGUUGAAAUGUUUAAAAAGGAAGGCUUUGAAAUGAUUAUUGUUGACACCAGUGGCCGGCACAAGCAAGAAGAAUCACUCUUUGAAGAAAUGUUGGCGGUUGCCAAUGCAAUAAAACCUGACAAUAUUAUUUUCGUCAUGGACGCCACGAUUGGUCAAGCUUGUGAGGCACAAGCUAGAGCCUUCAAGGAGAAAGUGGAUAUUGGUUCAGUUAUUAUCACUAAAUUGGAUGGCCAUGCCAAAGGAGGUGGCGCAUUGUCCGCUGUAGCAGCUACUCAGAGUCCUAUAAUCUUUAUUGGCACAGGAGAACAUAUUGAUGAUUUAGAGCCAUUUAAGACAAAACCAUUUAUUAACAAACUAUUGGGUAUGGGUGACAUAGAAGGAUUAUUAGACAAAGUGAAUGAGCUCAAAUUAGAUGAUAAUGAUGAGUUGUUAGAAAAAUUGAAACAUGGCCAGUUUACAUUACGAGCUAUGUAUGAACAAUUUCAGAACAUUAUGAAAAUGGGACCGUUUUCGCAGAUAAUGGGGAUGAUUCCAGGAUUUUCACAAGAUCUGAUGUCAAAAGGCAGUGAACAGGAGUCAAUGGCCAGACUCAAACGUCUGAUGACCAUUAUGGAUUCCAUGAAUGAAGGGGAGUUGGACCAUCGCGAUGGCGCGAAGCUGUUCACCAAACAACCAACGCGUGUCACCAGGGUAGCCCAAGGAGCCGGUGUCACAGAAAGGGAUGUCAAAGAUUUGAUAACUCAGUAUACUAAAUUCGCUGCAGUUGUAAAAAAGAUGGGUGGUAUCAAAGGUCUGUUCAAGGGCGGUGACAUGGCUAAAAAUGUUAAUCAAACACAGAUGGCUAAACUCAAUCAACAAAUGGCUAAAAUGAUGGAUCCCCGUAUCCUUCAGCAGAUGGGUGGGAUGUCUGGGCUUCACAAUAUGAUGAGACAACUGCAGCAAGGAUCAAGUGGCAUGAAUAGCCUCAUGGGUGGGAAAUGACAAUAAAGUGUUUUAAGUUCAUGUCACACGUGUAAUUAAUCUGUAUCAAUCAAUAAAUUAUGUUGAUAUCAUUUAUCUUUUUUUGUCAUAUUUUUUCUUUUUGAUUUUUACCUUGGUAGGUAAUCUGGUGCUCGCGACCUGAAGUAACUAAAUAACAGGGCCAAGUGUUGCAGUGCACACGAAUACGAGCUUUAGCGCGGAGCUAUGAAGGGGGGGGGGGGGGGGUUAUGGGGCAAUUAAAUUUAAUUAUCGGGAUGAAGUUUUGCGGUCGGUAGCUAGGAAAUAUAUUUAAAAAAUAUGGUCAAACCUCUUUUUAUUUGGUCAAACAAGAUUCCGCGGAUUCUUUUAUUUGAAAGGUAUCAUUUUGAUGCAAAUUUUCAAUCUGGCGGAAAUUUGGAAAUCAUUUCUGGCAACCCUGCGUGCUACUGACAUUUAUGGGCGUUUUGGCGAGAUUUCAUCGAGUGCGAUUGGU
Chilo suppressalis (striped riceborer) is the source of this 2175-nucleotide messenger RNA. Lineage: Eukaryota; Metazoa; Arthropoda; Insecta; Lepidoptera; Crambidae. The record is from the annotation of a GenBank genome assembly.